This is a messenger RNA of Durusdinium trenchii, 3309 nucleotides long. The record is from the annotation of a GenBank genome assembly. NCBI's taxonomy places the organism in Eukaryota, Dinophyceae, Suessiales, Symbiodiniaceae.
AUGGCUCGCAGCUUCCAGAACCAGAAGAACUAUCGGAAAGAUUUGGCUGAGGAGACCCUGAGGAUCCUCCAACGAGGUGGCUAUUCAUCACCAGAGGAAGAAUGGGUGGAUCUCAACCAAGACAUCGAGGAUGCAGUCCAGGGAUCCUUCGUGCUGCAUGAGGGUGAUCCCAUCCGGUCCUCCUCACCGGAGCGCGCCUCGGCUCCCUCGCGCUGGUCCCUGGAAGUGACGGCAGAGACCUCGCUGGAAGCUUUGUACAGACUCGCGGGGGAGGCCACGCAGGAUGCUGAGACAUCGAUGGUGCUGCUCAACUUUGCCAGCGCCAAGAAUCCAGGAGGUGGCUUCCUAGGAGGCGCGCAGGCUCAAGAAGAGUCACUGGCACGGUCCUCGGCGCUCUUUCCAUGCUUAGAUCAGUUCAAAGAUGACCUGUAUGCGGCCAAUCGGAAGGAUCCCCGCAAUGGCUUCUACUCGGAUGACAUGAUUUUCUCUCCAAAAGUGCCCUUCUUCCGCACCGACACGGGCGCUCUGCUGCCUCGCCCCGUGAAGUGCUCGGUGAUCACGGCGCCCGCGGUGAACGCCGGCGUGGUGGGCGGUGGAUCCGCGCAGAAGGUGCUCAAGGCCAUGGAGGUGCGACUUCACCGUUUGCUGCGCCUGGCGCUGGCCCAGAACAGCAGCACCUUGAUCUUGGGCGCCUGGGGCUGUGGGGUCUUCCGCAACGAUCCCAAGGACGUGGCCAGCCUCUUCGAUGUGGCUCUGGCAAGGCCCGAGCUCAGCAACUUUGGCAAAGUCGUCUUUGCUGUGCCGGACCCACAGAUGAAAGAGCAGUUCUCUCAAGUGCUCCUCUCGGGUCGACGCCGAGCAGCACCGUCCGCAGCACCGCCCGCAGCACCCGUCCCCGUGGGGCCCUUACCGGCGGAGCCGCCCGCGGUGGCGGAAGCGACGGUGACGAGCGUGGUGGAGGACCGCCUGCUGGAGGAUGCCAGCCCGGAGUGGGCCAUGGAAGAGACGACCACGACCCUUCCUGUGAGGCUGGUGUCCUUCGGUUAUGGCAGGGGCGGAGGGAUCCCAGCAGCAGAUCUGGUCUUCGAUGCACGAUGCAUCCAGAAUCCUCAGAAAGGACCUUUGCGGCAUUUGUCAGGCCUUGAUGCGCGCCUGCGCAAGGAGGUCAUGGCCAACGACGGGGCUGAGGAGCUUUUCCACGAGAUCCUCGAGCAGACCAUGUCCCGCAUCAGCCGGGAGCAACCCACGACCGUGGCGGUGGGAUGCACGCAUGGAAAGCACAGGAGUGUGACCUUCUGUGAAGAGUUGGCGAAAACCCUCCGUGGGAAGAGCACUCCCGAAGGCCGAAGGCUCAAGAUCUCCAUCGAGCACCGUGAGGAAGCGAGCUGGUCCAAGAAGGGCCGCUGGCGAGGCCGGCAGGGCCGAGACUCCAAGUUCCAGAGGUUGCAGGUGGGUGCCUUGGCAGGAAAGCGGCUCAUCUUGGCAGGGGUCGAUCCCACCUCUCCCGCGGGCCUAUGGAAUGCCAAGCAGAAGGUCUGGGGCUCCUCGGAGCAUGGGCAGCUGGGCAUCGGCAGUCUCCCCACAGAGGAUAAGGCCGUGGCCCCUCGACUGGUCGAGGGCCUCCGAAGCGUGCCCGUCAAGCAGGUGGCCUCCGGUGGCUUCUUCUCGGCGGCGGUCUCCGAAUCGGGGGAGCUCUACACCUGGGGCCAUGGAAAAGAUGGACAGUUGGGACACGGAGACCUCAAGGAUGUGCACAUGCCGCGGGCGGUGCGGUCCUUGCAGUCCAAGGUGGUGCGCAGCGUGUCCUGCGGCGAGCACCACGUGGGCGCCGUCUCGGAGGUAGGGAUUCUGUACACCUGGGGCCGAGGCCAAAAUGGUCGCCUGGGCCAUGGCGGGCACGAGAACGAGCUCUUGCCCAAACCGGUGGAGACGAUGUCGGGCCACGCGGUGGGCUUGGUGGCGUGCGGCGAGUUCCACACGGCGUGCAUCCUGCAGAGCACGCCGCACGUUUACAGCUGGGGCUUGGGCCUCUCUGGCCGCUUGGGCCAUGGCGAUGAGCAAGACCGGCAGACGCCCGCCUUUGUGGAGGCGCUCACCGGCAUGCAGGUCAGCACCAUCGCUUGCGGUGGGCACCAUACUGCUGCCGUGGGGGACCACUGGCAGGUGAUGACCUGGGGUGGAGGUGCUUUCGGCAAACUGGGCCAUGGCAAUCGAUUAGCGCAAAGCACGCCCAAAGUGGUCGUGGCUUUGCAGGGUCAACGAGUCACCCAAGUGUCCUUGGGGCCGCAUCAUUCGGCAGCACUCACACAGAAGGGCGAGGUUUACACUUGGGGCCAGGCUGGCCGCUUGGGCCAUGCUUCUCAGGGUGCCGAGGUGGAUGAGAUGAUCCCACGUCCCGUGGCCGCGCUGAGCCACGUGACGGUGGCACAAAUCUCCUGUGGGCAUAGCCACUGCUGCGCGGUCACAGAGUCGGGUGACGUAUGGGCUUGGGGAAACUCCAGGACCUUCGGCCACACGGAGCAAAGCGCCUACCCCAAUGUGCCCACCAUCAUCAAGGUGCUGGCUGGCAAGGCCAUUAUCAGCGUGGCCUGUGGUGUGACACACAACGUGGCCCUGUCCGACUACCGUCGCCUGACCCGCCGUGGAGCGCUGAGUGCCUCCAGCAUCGCAGGAAAGAAGCGCAUCGAAGACGAAGCACGACGGAGCGUCGAGAGCAAGAAGGAGGUUGAGGCUCAGGCCAAGGCACUCUCCGUGCCCGACAUCGAGGAGGAGCGAACCCUGCCCUGGGAUGGUGAUGGGAGUCCUGAGAAGGGUAAGUGUGCCUCGAGUGAGCGCGAAGUGGCCUUCCUCUCCAGUGAGCUGAAAGCAUACCAGGAACAGACCUUGCGCUUGGCCAAGCUUCUGCAAGAAACCAGGACCAAACUGGAAACCUUGCAGAACGAGAACUCCUUCUUGAAGAGUGAGCUGGAGGUGAUGCACCAGUGCUCCAACGACGCGGACGAGCGCCUGGACACCUUGCGGCGGCACUUCAACGAGCGAAUCCGAGAGAUGGAAAGGCGCUACAACGACAAGGAGCGCGCUUGGCGAGAGACCUUCAGCCGUUUGCGGCUCCACCUGGGCGUAGGUGCAGGCCUUGAGCCGCCAGAAGAAGAGGAGCCCUCGAACGAGGAGGAGCCCCCAGCCAAGCCUCCGGUCGAGGCCACCAGCACCGCCACAGCAACCAGCAAUCCGCGAGUGCCGGAACCGGUUCCAGAUGCAGGCGCUCGAGCCUCGCGCGCCGGGUUGGGUGCUCUCUUUACCACGCCCUGA